Messenger RNA from Ricinus communis (castor bean), 3714 nucleotides. RefSeq lists its product as uncharacterized. Bases 380 to 3508 code for a protein of 1042 amino acids. NCBI's taxonomy places the organism in Eukaryota, Viridiplantae, Streptophyta, Magnoliopsida, Malpighiales, Euphorbiaceae. Gene Ontology annotation, molecular function: phosphatidylinositol phosphate binding. The record is from RefSeq and is a predicted model, not a curated record. The transcript has 5 exons. Gene Ontology annotation, cellular component: intracellular membrane-bounded organelle.
UUUUGAGAGCAGAACAGAAAGAACAACCGUUGAAUUUAACAGUUAGAGAACAAAAAGCAAAAAAGAGGACAACAAUAUAGUCCCAUAAGAAACAACAUUAACAUUUUCCUUAACAUUUACACCCAUUUUCCUAAUCCUAAUUCUUACAACAACGAACUGUAACAAAAGUUUCUAUCUUUCUUACCACCAGAUUUAGUUUAAAGAAAAAAAAGAAUGCAUCUUUCACUCUAAUUUCACCUCAACAAAACCCUAUUUCUUUUUCUUUUUUUAAACAAAAAGAAACAUCAGGCGAGUGGCUAUCCGAAUUGAUUUUGGGAUCAUCAGUUAUUUCUAAAAGCUAUAAUUUUUACCCCUUUUUAUUGGCAAUAACAAUAAUCAGAUGAUCAAUGGAGAAGGACCCGCCUCUCCCGAUCCAUUCGAUUCAUUUACGCCAAAGACUACCGACGAUGUAUCGCCUGGAUCGCUAUCGCGGUACUCCUCCUGCGGAGGAGAAUCAGAGUUUGAGAGGUAUUGUAGUGCGAACUCGGUCAUGGGAACGCCUAGCUUUUGUAGCUCGUUCGGGCCUGCUAAUGAUCGUAUAGAGUCUGAGUUUGGGUCUUUGAAGAGUUUGGAGAAUUUUAGUUUGGGAGGUAGGUUAAAGUUUGAUAGGAACUCGGAAGAGCAUAAACUUUCUGAUUCUUUGAUUUUGGAAGAUGUGAUGACAAACAGUGGGGAUGGCGAGUUCGGAUUGCGUGAUGGUGAAAGGAAUUUUGGAGAACCUAGUGGAAUAGAUACUAGGCAAGAGAGUUUUAAUCCAGUUGGAGAUGGGGAUAAUGGUGGCUUAUGCGGGUUGGGUUUGGAUUUUGAUGGGAGCGAGCUGGAGGAAGAUGGAAGUUCAUCUAGGCAUGAGCAUUUUGAAGAUGUCGAUGAUGAUUCUAUGUAUGGUUGUGGUUCUGAUGAUGAGAACAGGAAGAAUAUCUAUACUCACAGGAAUAUAGGGUAUAACAAAGAAGAAGCAUUUGAGAAUGAAGCUCAGAAUCCACUGCUUAUUAAUUCUUCCGUAGCCUUUGGUUCAGAUGAUUGGGAUGAUUUUGAGCAGGAGCAGGAGACGAUGUUGGGAGGUACUCUUGUUUCUUUGACUUCGGACCAAUUUCAGGAGCAUAAAGAACCGGAUUUUGAAACUGAACGAGGCCUCUUUAAAUCCAAAUCCACGUCAUCUGCAGGGUUACUGGUUGUUAACAAUGUGUCCAGGGACCCUGGGGGCAUCAGGCAGGUUGAAGGCGAUGAACUUAGUUUUCGAAAUUCUGAACUCAAGCAAGUUGAAGAAGUGAGAGAUAUGCCUGUAGCUAUUUGUCAGGUCCAGGGAACUCAUGAAGUAGCCAGGGAUGGUAGAAUUAUUUCAACCAGAUUGUCUAGAUUAGAGCAAGAAGAUGUAAGAGACAUUUCUGUUGCCUGCAAUAUAGUGCAAGGUGCUAUUGAUACAGCAGAUUGUUGGAAGAGUUGUUCUAAUAGUGAUUUAUGUGGGAUGGAGUUGGAUCCUUUUGAAGAAAAAAAUCCCAUGGGGUUAGAAUGGAACAUCUUGGAUUACAGUCUGGAAAGGGAGUUUCUGUGUGUGAAAUCUGAGGAGACCAUUGGUGUUGAUGACAGGAAAAUUUUAGAAAAUCAAGAGACUGGGGAUGUAGAGGUGGAACUUGAUCCCCUUAAUGAGGCAGCAAAACAAAUUUGUUCUUCUCCAACUGACUUCUUUGAGAAUAUAAGUGCAGAGUUCGUUGAAGACUCCAAACUGGAUUCAACUCAAUUGUCACAUGAAAGUAACAGGAGCAGAUCAUUGAAAAUUACUCCUACUUCUGUUGAUCUUUUGGAAGAGCAUCCCGCACCAAUUAAGGCAGAAAAAGUUGAGGUUCAUGAAUUUUAUGAUGAGAUUGUCAAUGAAAUGGAAGAAAUUUUACUUGACUCUAGCGAGUCUCCUGGUGCCAGGUUUCCUCAGGGCAAUCACAUGUCUCAACCACAGCUAUCUCUGCCUUUAAGAGAUGGUGGAUCUACUGCUUCCACUUCUGGUACGGAUGAUGCUUUCUCACUAAUCUCACGGCCACUGAGAAUUGAUAGGAUCGAAGUAGUUGGUGCCAAGCAGAAGAAAGGAGAUAUCUCACUUAGUGAAAGAUUGGUUGGAGUGAAGGAAUAUACUGUAUACAGAAUAAGAGUGUGGAGCGGCAAGGAUCACUGGGAGGUUGAGCGUAGGUAUCGUGAUUUCUAUACACUCUAUCGCCGGCUGAAAUCAUUAUUUACUGACCAGGGUUGGACUCUUCCUUUUCCCUGGUUCUCUGUAGAAAAGGAAUCUAGAAAAAUAUUUGGGAAUGCAUCUCCAGAUGUUGUUUCUGAGAGAAGUGUUCUUAUUCAGGAGUGCCUGCGUGCGAUUAUCCAUUCGGGAUAUUUUUCAAGCCCCCCAAGUGCAUUGCUUUGGUUUUUAUGUCCUCAAGGUUCAGUUCCUAGUUCCCCUGCAUCACAAAUACCUGUGCCUUGGUCUAAUAGACAACCUGAAGCUGGAAAUAUCUCCAAUUUAGGGAAAACAAUAUCACUUAUUGUUGAAAUUAGGCCUUAUAAAUCUAUGAAACAAUUGCUAGAAGCACAACAUUAUACUUGUGUUGGAUGCCACAAACAUUUUGAUGAUGGGAUGACACUAGUGCAAGACUUUGUACAAGCACUCGGAUGGGGAAAGCCUAGACUCUGCGAAUAUACUGGUCAGUUAUUUUGUUCUUCAUGCCAUACAAAUGAAACUGCAGUUUUGCCAGCAAAGGUUCUACACUAUUGGGAUUUUACACCAUAUCCGGUCUCUCAAUUGGCCAAGUCAUACCUGGAUUCCAUAUAUGAGCAGCCCAUGCUUUGUGUUAGUGCAGUUAAUCCUUUCCUAUUCUCAAAAAUCCCAGCCCUUCACCAUAUUAUGAAUGUCAGGAAGAAAAUAGGAACUAUGCUUCCAUAUGUCCGCUGCCCGUUUCGCAGGACCAUCAACAAGGGACUUGGAUCUCGUAGAUAUCUUCUUGAAAGCAAUGACUUUUUUGCUCUCAAAGACCUUAUUGAUCUUUCAAAAGGGGCUUUUGCAGCACUGCCUGUGAUGGUGGAGAUGGUCUCCAGUAAAAUUUUGGAGCAUAUAGCUGAUCAAUGCCUUAUAUGCUGUGAUGUGGGAGUUCCCUGCAGUGCUCGCCAAGCUUGUGAUGAUCCAUCCUCACUCAUUUUCCCUUUUCAGGAAGGUGAGAUUGAAAGGUGUAAAUCUUGUGGAUCUGUAUUCCACAAGCCUUGCUUUAGAAAGCUCACAAGCUGUUCUUGCGGGGCACUUAUUGGAGAAGACAAGAUGGUUGGAGCCUCUAAUAGGCUGAGUCGUAAGGCUAGUGACUUCUUGGGAAGAAGUUCAAGUUCUGGUUUGUCUAUGGGGUUGAUCUCCGGGCUGUUUUCAAGGGUAAAGCCUGAGAAGGAAAAGGAUCAUAGGGACGACACUGUCAUUUUAAUGGGUUCUUUGCCUAGCACUAGUAUUUGAUCACCUGAAAUUGCAAUGUACAAUAUAUACAUGUAUAUUGUCUUGAUAACGGUAGAGUUCAUCUAUAGCACCUUUAGGUGCCUACACCAUUGUAGCAAAGAAUUUUGAGACUGAGCGAGGGUGUUUUUUUUCCUCAUCAUUUGUUGGGAGCAUUCUUUGUAAAUAAAUGAUACAAUGACAUUGAUAAAUAGUGUUGCUUUGCGCCA